Molecule: messenger RNA, 1186 nt
Organism: Salvia miltiorrhiza (redroot sage)
Lineage: Eukaryota; Viridiplantae; Streptophyta; Magnoliopsida; Lamiales; Lamiaceae
Product: anthocyanidin reductase ((2S)-flavan-3-ol-forming)-like
Exons: 6
Coding region: 120-1103 (327 amino acids)
Molecular function (GO): oxidoreductase activity, acting on the CH-OH group of donors, NAD or NADP as acceptor
Source: RefSeq, a predicted model, not a curated record
AGUAUCUUUUCAACUUCCAAUAACAGAGUCCCUUGCAGUUUCUUUUUACAGUGGUUGGAAACUUUUCUUUUGUGAAGCAAUUUUUUUAAGUUUGAUUAAUCUACGGAAAAGAUAAAGAGAUGGAGAAGGUGUUUGUGACAGGCGGUGUAGGCUAUUUAGCUUCUUUUCUCAUCAAGCAUCUUUUAGAGAGGGGUUACAUCGUUCAUGCUACUCUUCGAGAUCUAAGCAAUGCCUCAAAAGUGGGAUUGCUAAAAGGAUUAGCUCAUGCUAAAACAAGAUUGAAGCUAUUCGAAGCUGAUAUAUACAAUCCAAGUGACUUUGCAGCUGCUAUUCGAGGAUGUGCAUUUGUGUUUCACUUGGCUACGCCUUUGCACCACUAUGACAACAAUCCUCAGUACAAAGAUACCACCGAGGCAGCAGUGGCUGGGGUGAAGAUCAUAGCUGAAAGCUGCAUCAAAUCCAAGACGGUGAAGAAGCUCAUCUACACAGCAUCUGUGAUGGCGGCGUCGCCCUUAAUAGGCGACGCCUCUGGCUACAAGGAUGUCGUGGAUGAGACUUGUUGGACUCCUCUCGAUCUUCCCUAUAAAAUGUACUUUGACUAUAUACAUUCUAAGACAUUAGCCGAGAAAGAGGUCCUGAGCUACAACGGUCUUGGGAUAGAAGUGGUAAGCCUCGCGUGUGGGCUCGUCGGAGGCGAAACGAUCCAAUCAUUCGUCUCCGACAGCAUGGCACUCUUAAUCUCACAAGCAUUGAGUGAUGGAAUAUUGUACAAAGGUUUGAGAUCAUUGGAAGAUUUGGACUCGAAGGUUCCAAUUGCACACGUGCAAGAUGUGAUCGAUGCACACAUUUUUGCAAUGGAGAAUUCGAAUAUGAAUGGCAGAUUUCUUGUUGCUAGUGAUUUCUUGAAAUCAGUUGAGAUUGCGUAUCUCAUUAAGAAACAAUAUCCAUACAUAACCAUCCUUCCAAAGUUGGUUGAAGAUACAAAGAGAGAAACAAAAUGGGGUUCAACAAAGUUGGAGCAAUUGGGAUUUCACUACAAAUUUGGUGCUGCUCAGAUUAUAUAUGAUAGCAUUGCUUGUGCCAAGAGAUUGGGUGUAAUAUAAUUUAAAGAUAAUAGUCAGAAAAUACAAGGGUUUUUCUAUUGUCAGAUUUAUAUAAUAACAUUUUAAUUUGAUCAUUAAAUACA